UCCUCUCAUAGGUGCUUGUUGAACACCCACUCGGUGCCAAUUUUUUUUUUUUUAAGAUUUUUAUUUAUUCAUGAGACACACAGGCAGAGGGAGAAGCAGGCCCCACACAGAGAGCCCGACGCGGACUCGAUUCCGGGUCUCCAGGGUCACGCCCCGGGCCAAAGGCAGGCGCCAGACCGCUGAGCCACCCCGGCGGCCCGGUGCCAACUUUUCUGCUAAGAUGCGCGUACAUGGUGUUAAAGACAAACUCUGAGACUUUGUGAAUCUAGUAGGGAGGGACUGCAGACAUCGAACAGAGGACCACCAGCAUUUCGCUAUUCUAGCAGCAGUGCAGGGACCGUAUAAAUGGGUCAGGGGCAGCCUCACUAAGAACUUGAUUUGAGGGAGACCUGAAAAGCAGGAGCGAGGCAGGUGUAAGGACUGGGAUGGAGCCCGGGAGGAGGGAAGGAGGGCACCUGCGAGGGGACAGCGGUCAUGCAGUUCAGAGCUGAAAGUGGAAUACAAAGUCCCAAGAGGAAGAGAAAGGAGGCAGGAAAGUGGUUCACCUCCAAUUGAAAAGUUUUAUAAGGACUCUCGACUCUGUUGCUUAAGAUGAUGGGAAACCGUUGGAGGGUUUUGCAUAACAGCGACCUAACAAUUUUUUUUAAGAUUUGUUUAUUUAUUUAUGAGAGAGAGAGAGGCAAAGACACAGGAGGAGGGACAAGCAGGCUCCAUGCUGGGAGCGGGACGUGGGACUUGAUCCCGGGACUCCAGGGUCACACCCUGGGCCAAAGCAGGCACUAAACCACUGAGCCACCCAGGGAUUCCCCCUAACAAUUUUUUUUAUUCUAAAAGGGACACUUGUUGGAGAAGGCCAGGCUCGACCACUCGAUGCAGGGAGACAUUCAAGCAUGAGAUGAUGGCGGCCAGGAUUGGGAUUUUGAUUUUGGGGCUGGAAAAAAGAAACAUCUCAGAUGUGUCCAAGAAGAGUGGACAGGACUCGGUGGAGACUACAUAUAGGUGGUGGAGAAGAGGAAAGUUAGAGUAGUAUAUGGGGUUUUAUAAAACAGACUCUGGGAGUUCCCUUAUGCAAAUAGCUCUUCUGUGCUCCAUUUUUUAUCUGUCUCAUAAGUAACUUCUCAUUGAAUCAAGUAACGGCAGACCAGUUGAAAACAUUGGGAUGCUGUGUGGUCUUACUCUCUGAUUCAGCCAGUUUCUCCUUUGAAAAAGUUUACAAUGUGGAAAGACUUGUAUAUUGGCCGUUUAAGAAUAUUCAACUAUGUUGAUUUUUGACAGUGGGGUUGCAUAUAUUCUAUGAUAAGGAUGUUAUGGAUAUGAUUUACAAGCUUCCCUUUUUUCCAAGGUUUUAAUAUAUUUUUUAAAGAUUUAUUUAUUUAUUCAUGAUAGAGAGAGAGAGGCAGAGACACACAGGCAGAGGGAGAAGCAGGCUCCAUGCCGGGAGCCGGACGCGGGACUCGAUCCCGGGACUCCAGGAUCACGCCCUGGGCCAAAGGCAGGCGCCAAACUACUGAGCCACCCAGGGAUCCCCCAAGGGAUCUAGAGUGAACAGAGCUGGUGCUUUAUUUGCAUCAGGUAGAUUAAUAUAUGUUAUGUCAGGAGGGGAAGAGAGAAUAAUUGAAGACCUGGAAAUAGACGAGAUUUUUCAUGGAAGGUGUAUAGCAAGAGGAAAGCCUCGACCUGUGAUUGAACAUCCAAAGGAUGGAUUGAGAAUCGAGAGUCUGCAAGAAGACCGAGAAGGCGAGGUCAAUGAGUUAGGAAGAAAAUCUGGAGAGCACUAUAAAUAAUUCCACCAGAGGAGUUACGGAUACAUUGGAUUUGCUGGAUGAAAAACAAGCAGUUAAUUUUGUGCCGUGGGGAGAAAGCCCAAAUUGCCAGAUUACAUGUGUAAAUCACUGCGUUACUGCUUUAGUCAUUGUCUGUAUUUAGCAAUGACGAGACUGGAAGAAGUCAACAGAGAAGUGAAUAUGCAUUCUUCAGUGCGUUAUCUUGGCUAUUUAGCCAGAAUCAAUUUAUUGGUUGCUAUAUGCUUAGGUCUCUAUGUAAGAUGGGAAAAAACAGCAAAUUCCUUAAUUUUGGUAAUUUUUAUCCUUGGUCUUUUUGUUCUUGGAAUUGCCAGCAUACUCUAUUACUAUUUUUCAAUGGAAGCAGCAAGUUUAAGUCUCUCCAAUCUUUGGUUUGGAUUCUUGCUUGGCCUCCUGUGUUUUCUUGACAAUUCAUCCUUUAAAAAUGACGUGAAAGAAGAAUCAACCAAAUAUUUGCUUCUAACUUCCAUAGUAUUAAGGAUAUUAUGCGCUCUGGUGGAGAGAAUUUCUGGGUAUGUCCGUCAUCGACCCACUUUACUAACCACAGUUGAAUUUCUGGAACUUGUUGGAUUUGCUAUUGCCAGCACAACUAUGUUGGUGGAGAAGUCGCUGAGUGUCAUUUUACUUGUUGUCGCUUUGGCCAUGCUGAUUAUUGACCUGAGAAUGAAGUCUUUCUUAGCUAUUCCCAACUUAGUUAUUUUUGCAGUCUUGCUGUUUUUCUCCUCAUUGGAAACUCCAAAAAAUCCAGUUGCUUUUGCAUGUUUUUUUAUUUGCCUGAUAACUGACCCUUUCCUUGACAUUUAUUUUAGUGGACUUUCAGUCACUGAAAGGUGGAAACCGUUUUUGUACCGUGGAAGGAUAUGCAGAAGACUUUCAGUAGUUUUCACAGGAAUGAUUGAGCUUACCUUUUUUAUUCUUUCAGCAUUUAAACUUAGAGACACUCACCUCUGGUAUUUUGUAAUACCAGGCUUUUCCAUUUUUGGAAUUUUCUGGAUGAUUUGCCAUAUUAUUUUUCUGUUAACUCUUUGGGGAUUCCAUACCAAAUUAAAUGACUGCCAUAAAGUAUAUUUCACCCACAGGGUAGAUAACAAUAGCCUUGAUAGAAUCAUGGCAUCCAAAGGGAUGCGUCACUUUUGCUUAAUUUCAGAGCAGUUAGUUUUUUUUAGUCUUCUUGCAACAGCGAUUUUAGGAGCAGUUUCCUGGCAGCCAACAAAUGGAAUCUUCUUGAGCAUGUUUCUGAUAGUUUUACCUUUGGAAUCUAUGGCUCAUGGGCUCUUCCAUGAAUUGGGUAGCUGUUUAGGAGGAACAUCUGUUGGAUAUGCUAUUGUGAUUCCCACCAACUUCUGCAGUCCUGAUGGUCAGCCAACACUUCUUCCACCAGAACAUGUACAGGAGUUAAAUUUGAGGUCUACUGGCAUGCUCAAUGCUAUCCAAAGAUUUUUUGCAUAUCAUAUGAUUGAGACCUAUGGAUGUGACUAUUCCACAAGUGGACUGUCUUUUGAUACUCUGCAUUCCAAACUGAAAGCUUUCCUUGAACUUCGGACUGUGGAUGGACCUAGACAUGAUACAUAUGUUUUGUAUUACAGUGGGCAUACCCAUGGCACAGGAGAGUGGGCUCUUGCAGGUGGAGACAUACUGCGCCUUGACACACUUUUAGAGUGGUGGAGAGAAAAGAAUGCCUCCUUCUGUUCUCGCCUUAUUAUCGUAUUAGACAGUGAGAAUUCAGUCCCGUGGGUGAAAGAAGUGAGAAAAAUCAAUGAUCAGUACGUUGCGGUACAAGGAGCAGAGAUGACAAAGACCAUAGAUAUUGAAGAAGCUGACCCACCACAGCUGGGUGACUUUACAAAAGACUGGGUGGAGUAUAACUGCAACCCCAGCAAUAACAUCUGCUGGACUGAAAAGGGCCGCGCUGUGAAAGCUGUGUACGGUGUGUCAAAGCGCUGGAGCGACUACACUCUGCAUUUGCCAACAGGCAGCGACGUGGCCAAGCACUGGAUGUUACACUUUCCUCGUAUUACAUAUCCACUGGUGCAUUUGGCAAAUUGGCUGUGUGGUCUGAACCUCUUUUGGAUCUGCAAAACUUGCUUUAGGUGUUUGAAAAGAUUAAAAAUGAGUUGGUUUCUUCCCACUGUGCUGGACACAGGACAAGGCUUCAAACUUGUCAAAUCGUAAUUUGGAACCUAAGGUGGAAUGUUACUGAGAGUUCAUACUACCAGUUAUCACUAACUUGCCAUUUUUUGUAUAUUGUUUUUUUAUUUGGGAAAAAUCUCUUGCUACUUCUGUAGCCGCUCUCACUUUGUCUUUUCUCAAGUAAUUAUGGUGUAUUGUAAGAUGUUGGGAAUAAGCGUUUUAUCCUACAAGUAUGUAAGGAGUCAUAAAUGCUGAUGCUGUGUAAAUGCAUAAAAGAUGUUAAAAAUAACAAUGCACUUUGAAGAAUGUUUGCCUAUGCCUCAGAUUAGAAAGAAAACACUUGUCUGUGCUCUGCAGUGGCCGAUGAAGAAUUACUAAUGCCUUAUUUUCUAGGCAUGAUUAGAGAAUGUAGACCAGACAGUUUGUUUACUAUUAUAAGAAAAUUUCCAGUUUGCUUACAAAGGAUUUUCUUUGUGAACAGUAGGUUUGAGUGCAAGACCAUUUGAAGAAUGACAUAUUCUUUCUUUAGAAAGGAUAAAGGGAGAAGCCUGAAAUGAAUGCAAAAAUUUGCUUAUAGUCUCCUAUUCUGAUGUCUUCAUUGUGGCCUGUUACCAGUGUAGCAGAAAAGCCCAAGUGACUGUUGAGAUCAAAACAUUCUUCCCUUAGGUAACUGUAAGAAGCUAGAAGCCUACAGAGGGCCCCUUCCUGCAUUGUUGGGGCGGAGGAGGGGCUCUGAAAGCACUGGCAAUUUUAAGAGUCUUUCUCAGGGUAACUUUUAAUGAACAAUGUUUCCAGCUACAAAUUGUCUUCCCUUUCAAAAAGUGAACUUUAAAAAAAAGAAAAGCAAUUUCUGGUUGAUUUAGGCUAUUUUCACUAUUCAGAAAUGAUUUUGAUCUUGGGAAUUAAUGCUCUGCCAUGAAAAUUAUCUUUCAGCUCUCAUUAGUGAUGCCAUUUAUUUCUAUUAAAAGUAAAGGGAUUGGAAACAGGUCAUUUUUUUUCUUGUAUACAUGUAAUGUAUUAUGUAAAAAAGUAUUCAUAUUGGCAAUUUUUGUUAUGCAUAAUGGUGUGGUUGUAAUUUUUAAAACUUAAUUCAGUGUUUUGUCUGAAUAAAGCAGGCACUGAUCUGGGUAUCCCCUAAGAGGUAAUUUGCCUCCUGUUCCCUUCCAGUAAUCCUUACAUUCUACAUGUUCAUAUCAGAGAAGUAACAGGAGGGGAAUAGAAUUAAGUUAGGGGAUAAUCUAAUCUUUGUCGUUUAAAGUGUGACUUCUCACCAUUGAAGCCAUUUUUCCAGCCUCAGAGAGGAAGUAACGCCUCUACCAUUUUCUACCUGGUGACUUGAAAACUGAAGUUUUUGUUAGGUAGAAGUCACUUAGUGUCAGGGAACUCGUAUACCACUAUCUAUGCAGCGCUGUUAUGGUCUGAUUAUUUCUGUGUUUUGAAUAUGAUUUUCCUAAUGUUUUGAAUAAAAUUUUAAAAAUUAAUUUUUCAUGUAAUGUGCAAAAAACUUUAGUUACUGAAUAAUUUUAAUAUAUAUUAAAAGUGGUAGUCAUAAAAAAUGCCCAGGUAUUAGAGUUGGUAGGUUGAUUUGAAAUUUUCCAGUAUUGGUUACAUACUUAUAUCAACAUUUUCCAGAUGAAAUAGUAUAAUGUUUCAUAUUAUUCAGAGUUAGUAUAGGAGAAAAGUCAGGUGUUAAAAUUAUGAGCUAAUAGCUACAAAAAAGUUAAAUUAGCAUUAAGUAAAAUCUUUUAAAAUUCCGAGCCAAUAUUGAGCGAAUUAGCUUUAAUUAAAGCAUGUGUCUUUACUCUGAGAAAGCCAAAUAUAAAGGUAUAUUCUGCAUUCUUUAUAAAGUAAUAUUAAGAUGGUACUAAUCAUCAGAUUCAAAAGGUAGCAGACUUUACAGCCACAGGGCUGUUAUUUCGGUACACAUUUUCUAUGACCAAAAAAGUUCUGAGCUAAAACUGUGACUCAAGCCGAUUUAUUAACCACAAAGUUACAGAAUAUCCACUGCAAUGAAUUCUCCUCCCCAAACCAGAAACUAUAAAAGGACAGUUAAGAGGUGGCAUCCUAAAUUAAAGUUGCCGCUUUAAAACAUUAAAGUAAUUGACAGUAUAAUACAGAGGAAGACUAUAGGGACAAAUUGGUUACUCUAACUUAGAGAUUAAAAACUCGAUCUGACCAUUAAUGAGGACAAUUUUCUUACGGCUUUCAUUUUAUAUACCAUAUGUUUACCAAGGAGUUACUGGGAGUAAUAGGAAUUCCUUUAGGGCAAAACUUUACCAGUCCACUAAAUAGCUUCAAUAGUUGACAUGGAGAUGUUUUUCAACAAAAUGUUGAUUUAAUUUGUUUCUUACAUGAUGCCUUGAGGAAACCACAAAAGCACCACCCCCUAAAAAAUGUCUUUUAAAAAAGUAUACUGUUAUGUGAACCAAGUUCUUUAAUUAAGAGAACCAAGUUCUCUUCCUAUAAUUUUUCAGUUAUGCUAUUAUUUCAUUAAACAUUUUUUAGUUUCUUCUGACUAAACUCUUCUUCCUGGGGAUAUUUGGAUUUAUCCUUGCGUAGCUUUCUAUCUUGCUCUUCUUAAUAAAUACAAAAUUGUACAGAAGACCAUUUUUAUGACCAGUGUUUUCAUAAGUGUUUUAAAAAUUGCAUUGCUAAUUAAAAUGCAUUUAUAUUUAAUGCAUUACUGGGUAGAUUUUUUUAAAGUAAAAUCUUCAUUAGAAUCUAUUUGUAACUGUACAUUUUGUAAAUUUUGGUCUAAAUAUAUAUGAUGUUUUGA
This is a messenger RNA of Nyctereutes procyonoides (raccoon dog), 6708 nucleotides long. RefSeq names its product transmembrane protein 168 (gene TMEM168). The transcript has 5 exons. Bases 1881 to 3974 code for a protein of 697 amino acids. Lineage: Eukaryota; Metazoa; Chordata; Mammalia; Carnivora; Canidae. The record is from RefSeq and is a predicted model, not a curated record.